Molecule: messenger RNA, 1017 nt
Organism: Closterium sp. Yama58-4
Lineage: Eukaryota; Viridiplantae; Streptophyta; Zygnematophyceae; Desmidiales; Closteriaceae
Source: the annotation of a GenBank genome assembly
AUGGUAACGUUACCCUCGCCUCCCCACCCAUCGCCUUUUCGUCGCCCUCCCUUUCCCUGCCCCGAUGCGCUCGCUUCGCGCGACACGCUCCCUUCCCCUGCCCGUCGCGCUCCCUUCCCCUGCCCCGUCGCGCUCCCUUCCCCUGCCCCUUCGCACUCCCUUCACGUGCCCGUCGCCCUCGCAUCCUCAGAAUUUUGCCCCGCGUUUUCCCUGCACGUCGCCCUCGUCUCUCCCUCUCGUCACCUUGCGUCCCCAGUAACGUUGCCCUCAUUCUCCCUUCCCCCGUCGCCCUUCCUUCCCCUGCCCAUCGCCCGCGUUUACCCUUCUCGACACCCUCCUUUUCACACACGCCCGCCCGUCCUCAACCCCUACCUCUACCUCUGCCCCUACCUUCCCUUCUCUACCUCUGCCCCUACCUUCCCUUCUCUACCUCUGCCCCUACCUUCCCUUCUCUACCUCUGCCCCUACCUUCCCUUCUCUACCUCUGCCCCUACCUUCCCUUCUCUACCUCUGCCCCUACCUUCCCUUCUCUACCUCUGCCCCUACCUUCCCUUCUCUACCUCUGCCCCUACCUUCCCUUCUCUACCUCUGCCCCUACCUUCCCUUCUCUACCUCUGCCCCUACCUUCCCUUCUCUACCUCUGCCCCUAACUUCCCUUCUCUACCUCUGCCCCUACCUUCCCUUCUCUACCUCUGCCCCUACCUUCCCUUCUCUACCUCUGCCCCUACCUUCCCUUCUCUACCUCUGCCCCUACCUUCCCUUCUCUACCUCUGCCCCUACCUUCCCUUCUCUACCUCUGCCCCUACCUUCCCUUCUCUACCUCUGCCCCUACCUUCCCUUCUCUACCUCUGCCCCUACCGUCCCUUCUCUUUCUACUCGUCUCCUCCUUUCUACUCGUCUCCUCCUUUCUACUCGUCUCCUCCUUUCUUUCUCUACUCUCCUCCCCCAUUCCCUCACCGCCCCUCUCUUCCCUUCCCCUCUUUUUCCCUCUCAGCCCCUCACCUUCUUUCCCUCUAA